CAGAUCCAGUGGUAUACUGCCGAAUACUAGUGUUUAGUAGUCUAGCUGAAUUGCGGUUAAGAUGAAGUUUCUAGCGUUGGUGACUAUUUUAGUGCUGGGAACUGUACAUAGUGCACCAACAGACGAAGAACAUGUCGCUGGGCCGAAAUCAAGCGAGGCGGCCGAAGAACGGAUUUUCGAUUUGAGCAGAAAAUCUAGACAGUUGUUAGGUUCCAGCUUCGGUUACUCUCCCUACAACAACGGUUUCAAUCAAGGAAUCGGAAGCUAUCCAUACUCCUACAAUUCCCUAGCGACGGGUUAUUCCGGUUAUCCGUCGACUGGUGGAUAUCCGUACAAUGGAUAUGGUGUCGGUCAGUAUGGCGGCAACGGAUUAUACGGAAAUGGACUCUAUUCAAACGGUGGAUUGUAUAGCAACGGAUUGGGUUAUGGUGGUGCAAAUCCCUUCAUCGGUGGAUACAACUCAGUUCUUAAUAAUGGUGCACAACCGCUCUAUAACGAUCCUUACAGCCCAUUCGCGAACAGGGGAUUUUUUCCUGGAUCACCCUUCUAUAGACGACCUUAUUGAUGAUGAUGGAACGGUUGAUGAUGAAGCGGAAUAUGGACUGGGACGACACAGUAGAUAA
This is a messenger RNA of Topomyia yanbarensis, 623 nucleotides long. RefSeq lists its product as uncharacterized. Lineage: Eukaryota; Metazoa; Arthropoda; Insecta; Diptera; Culicidae. The transcript is spliced from 2 exons. Bases 62 to 565 code for a protein of 167 amino acids. The record is from RefSeq and is a predicted model, not a curated record.